Molecule: messenger RNA, 2566 nt
Organism: Cuscuta epithymum
Lineage: Eukaryota; Viridiplantae; Streptophyta; Magnoliopsida; Solanales; Convolvulaceae
Source: the annotation of a GenBank genome assembly
AAACACUUAAAUAGAUAACUUCCUUCGGCAAUCUGUUCAUCAACCACUGCAAAAUCCAGUCCGGUCAAAAUAUGUGUGUGGCUUCUGCUGAUCUUGCUCGAUACCAUAUCAGUUCGAAGAGGUUUGUUGCUUCUGAAUGAACAGGAUAGCAUUCCCAGGACUAGAGCUAUAACGGGAAAGUUAGCUAUCCUAUUGAAUUUGUCCGAAAAAUGCAUUGUUUCUUUACUGAGCCAUUUCAGACAGCUAUUACUCCUUUCCCUGGGAAGAAUCCAUGAAGGCAGGAAGUUAUCUGCUAAUUAAAUGGGGACCAAUGCUCGUAAUUAUACUCGGGUAUAAAAAUGGGAAUCAAGCAAAUAAGCUCAAGAGAAGAAGAGAAUCUUCCUCGUUCUUCUAUAUGAAAUUGGCUCAGGGCUGCCCUCAUAAAAUUUGGAUAAUUCACUUGAAAGCACAAAAUUUUGUUUGUUUCAGCAUCAUGGAGGUUUUUAAAGAUUCAAACUUUUGGAUCAAUAUCAGUGAUAGUUUAUCACACUACAGAUAUGGUUUGACUUCCUUUGACAGAGCUAAAUGGAAACCGCAUUGUAGAGUUAGAGCUGACAACACAGGUGAUAUACUAAUUCAUUGGGCAGCCACCGUAGAGGUAAAUCUGCUAAAAGCAUGACCAGAAACAAUAUUGCAGGAGUCAAGGGCAGUUUUCUUCUUACAAAUACAUACAUUACGUAAUGGAAGUUUCUCUUUGAGAUCUUCUAGAAUCUUGGUAAGAAACAGUAAAGAUCUCAGAAAUAAGCUCUCAACAAAUGAUAUUACCAUUGUCAUACGUGCCACACCUAGGUGUUGAGCCUGUUAAAUCUGCUCAAAGAAACUGGAGGUAAUUUUCUGAUUCAUUGGGUCUUAAAAAUCAUAACCAAGAAGUUGUAUCUCAUUCUUAUACAUUGUAUAAUUUUAUCUUCAGACGUGUAUCUUUGAAAAACGUAUGCUAUCCCAAAGUAGGGAAAGUGAGAUUAACUUUUACAUGGGUUCUUGAUGGCUUAAUGCUUGCCUUGCUCGCGAGAUAGUGGUGGAAUUUAAGAACAAAAAGGAAUAGUAUGGAAUGACUAAAUGAAGGCCAUAUAGUGUGAAGGGUCUAAGUGCUAUUGGAAAAAUUCUCAGAUUGAGUCAAUUGCUAAUGGACAUCCAAAAACAACAUAAGUGCAAAAGAAAUCGUAUCCACAACAUGUAUUGGGAGUUUAUAGUCCAUUUAUUGGAUGAUCAAAUCCCAUAUUACUUAUUCCUCAGAAAAUCUCUGAAUAGAGGGCCUUCAAAGUAUGACGUCGACCACACCCACAACAACUGCUACCUGAUUCAUCUUAUUUUGCACCUUCUUAUGUUUCAUCGUUCCUAGCGUUUUUCUGUUUGUCUAUAUUUCUACCUUAUCCAAAAUCCCAAAAAGGGGAUCCAACGUAAUCAACAAUUCAAAACCUUCUUCAUUAAGGCUUCUGGACUCGUCGUUGACAAAAACUAUAAAAGUUUGUGCACGGCUAUUGCGUCUUUAGCCUUGUUCUUGAACGCUAAUCAAGAUGUGGAAAAGUUAAGCACUUGAACAGAUUAUUUUUUUCUUCUUCAAAUUUUUUUCCCAUUUAACUUACCUAUUAAAUAGAAAUAAAAAUGGAUUAUCGAAUUUUACGUGUAGCCGUCUCUCAAAUAUGUUGUUCCCUUGAUGAGAAAGUCUCUCAAAUAUAUUGUUCCCUUGAUGAGAAACGUGACAGGAUUUAGCUUCAAGCCUGGUAUAUUUUGUUCCCUCUUUAGAAACAACACAGUGACUACCCUAUUGGAACUUCAGGGAAGAAUAUUUAUGAAGAUGGUUGUAGAAUGAAAAUGGUGUAUAAGUCCCAACUACCACAUUCAUCAGCACUUUCACUGGCAACAACCCCAUUGCCAGCUUUAAUUGAUAGAAAAACAUCCCACUCCCCAUUGUUCAAGACUUGAGUUAGAAGAACUUUCCAUCUAUUGUUUGUAACUUUGUAUUAGGUUCACUUAUUGUGUUGUGAGUAUCAUGACAAAUCAGAAAAACCCCCAAAGAAAAUUGAUAGAUGUUACAUCUAAGAUGUAGCAUCAAGUUUAAGUAUAUUCUCCAAGUAAUCCGUACAAGAUAAAUUUUCCUGCCAAAAAUAAUUGUUCACUAAACUAAACUAAACUAAGUCAUCUCUAUAUGUAUUUCUAUAAUGAUGAUUAACUCGAGCUAGAUAUGAUAUCAAGGAAAGUAGCUUCUGGACAAGGUAUUGUGAGUCCUCCCAUAGGAUGAUCAAAUCCGAAUUCUUCCUCAGCCUGACUAAGCAAGUCUUGGAAUGUUGAGUCGUUCAAGUAUGAUAUCGGAAGGACAAAACGCUUCUUUUCACCUUCACCAACAUAAACUGCAAAGUGACCUUUAGGAACCUCACUUUCUCUGUUUGUUCUUGAAAAAGACCUCCUCAGGCUUGGUUUAGUAGCACGCAGAAUUUUGGCCAUACUAACUGCCAUGGUUGAAUGUUUAUGAUUUUAGCUAAGAAAACUAUUUGCUGAAGCUCGUUCUUUUAGAAAUUGUGUGAAGAAG